Lachancea sp. 'fantastica' is the source of this 2541-nucleotide messenger RNA. The record is from the annotation of a GenBank genome assembly. Lineage: Eukaryota; Fungi; Ascomycota; Saccharomycetes; Saccharomycetales; Saccharomycetaceae.
AUGGCAGCAGCUGUUGGGGGUGUAAUAUCGGGUGUAAACCCUUUCCACUACAAUGCAAGCUCGCCAGUGACGUUGUUCCUCAUCCAAGCGUGUAUCAUCUUGCUGCUUUCCAACGGGCUGCACUUGUUCUUGGCGAGAUUGAGACAGCCCAAAGUGAUCUCUGAAGUGAUCACUGGUGUUAUUCUUGGACCUACGGCACUAGGCCAGAUUCCACAUUACACCAACACAAUUUUUCCCAAGGACUCAGUAGCGGGACUUAAUCUGGUUGCCAAUCUGGGAAUUAUUCUUUUCAUGUUUUUCCUAGGGCUCGAAGUCGAUGUUCGCUUCAUUAAAAACCACGCUAAGACUGCUUUCUCUGUGGGAAUGGCAACUUUGACUGUACCCUUCGGUUUUGGGUGUUUAUUCGCGAUUCCGCUUUACAAUACUUACAUGCAAAAUGCAAACAGUGAAGAGGGGGUCAAGUUCACUGUUUUUAUGGUCUUCAUCGCUGUCUCAUUGUCUGUGACGGCAUUUCCGGUUCUGUGUCGUAUCCUUGCUGAAUUGAGGCUGUUAGCUGAACGUGUUGGUAUUGUUGUUCUUGCAGCAGGCACAAUAAAUGAUGUUAUAGGGUGGAUCUUAUUAGCACUUUGCAUCAUUUUGUCCAACUCGCAGGCACACGCGGUUAACGUGGUAUACAUCCUGCUGUGCACCUUUGGCUGGUUUUUGAUGUAUGCGUUUCCCGUACGGUACGCCUUGAGAUGGAGCUUGCUUCGCAUGCAUGAGUUUGAAAGGAGUAAGCCUUCGAUGAGAGCUACUCUGAUAGUAUUGCUGUUAACUUUCAUUAGCGCUUACUUCACAGACAUCAUCGGUGUUCAUCCGAUUUUUGGAGCCUUCAUGGCGGGUCUCAUUGUUCCUCGAGAUCAAAAUUACGUCGUUAAGCUGGCUGAUCGUAUGGAGGAUAUUCCCAACAUCGUGAUGAUUCCCAUUUAUUUUACAAUUGCAGGACUCAAUGUUGACUUGACCAAGCUCAAUGCAGGAAGAGACUGGGGCUUCACUUUUGCAAGUAUAGGAAUAGCGGUCUCUACCAAGGUAGCAUCCGGUUUCCUAAUGUCAAAAUUGAACGGGCUUCUCUGGCGCGAGUCCUUAGCAGUAGGUGUGUUAAUGUCUUGUAAGGGAAUUGUGGAAAUUGUUGUGCUAACAACCGGUCUGAAUGCUGGAAUAAUCUCCACAAAGGUUUACUCGAUGUUUAUCUUCAUGGCACUAAUUUCCACUUUCGUGACAACACCUCUGACAAUGUGGCUGUUCCCUAAAUCUUAUCGGGAAGAAUUGAAGUCGUAUCUGGACGACCAGGAAGAAGAGUCAAAAGAAGAUCCAAAAGAUAAUUUUACAGGGAGUUCUCAUCACGAAAUGGAACAUCACCAUAUUGAGCGUAUUAUCACUGUUCUCAACAAACCUGAGCUAGUUUUUCCUACUGUGACCCUGUUAAACUGCUUAGUGCAUGGAGAACGCUCCCCGAUGUCCAGUCGUAAAACAAUUUCGACACCAAAAUCUCCUCGUUCCGACAAACAUGUUACUGAUGCAGAGCAUUUGGAUAGCGUUGAUCAUUCCUAUCUAGAGCAGCAAAUCACAUUAACCAAUCCAGCUUUCGACCGCACAGAACUCAGGACCAUAUACCUAAGGCUCUUGACCGAGAGAACAACAGACCUAUUACAAAAUCUACCAAAUUUUAACGGUUCUCAGCAGUCUUCUAACUAUCCAAAUGAUUUUUGUUUGGAGACUUUCCAAGUGUUUUGUGAACUGAUCAAUACCGCUCACUCGGGAGAAGUAAUAUUUUCCUUGUUAAAUGAUAAAGUAAACCACAUCAACGAAAUAUCGGCAACGAAAUCAGAUCUCUUGCUGUUUCCUUUGAGUGGGGUUGGGGACCUAGCUGCCAAUGAACGGCCCAAAGAACAGCUGGCGCGUAUGUUUGCUGCAAACGAACUUCCUGCAAACUUCCUGCAAAUGCUCGCGACAAAGCAUGCGACGAGUUUGGUAUUUUUCAUCAAUAAUUCCAAGCCAGAAAAACGCUCCAGAACAAUGAUGGGAGGUCAAUUCUACCUUCUUUUUCCCGAUGACAUUCUAACGGAUUCAGACCAUCUUUGCGUACAUCUACUGAUGUUAAUCAUGUCCAAGAUCCUUAGUGAAGCUACUCACGAAACAAUGAAAAUAACUAUUUGUAUCAACAGUACAAAUGGAGACUAUUUUAAAGACUUCUUCUCGCGUCACGGAGCCAAAAGUGAUGAUGUUCAAGUAAUGGCUUUAAACUACAAUUUGAAUUCCAACUCAAAAAAUACAUCUUCAAGCUUUGUGGACGCCGUUUUCGAAGAGGUUUCGAAGCUCGAGAAUUGGAAUAUGGAGGGCAGUACGUUUGUUAUUGCAGACACGAACCUACCUGAGCAACAAAAUUUCAGCCCAGAAGUUGAGGUCGCUAUUACGAGAAGUUUCAGGGAACAUUUCGAUUUAGUUGUCUGCCAUAAGAAAUCAACCGCGUCAACACCGCGGGUCUCAGGAACAGACGAUUGA